This is a messenger RNA of Coffea eugenioides, 1062 nucleotides long. RefSeq names its product polyadenylate-binding protein 2. Bases 59 to 724 code for a protein of 221 amino acids. NCBI's taxonomy places the organism in Eukaryota, Viridiplantae, Streptophyta, Magnoliopsida, Gentianales, Rubiaceae. Gene Ontology annotation, molecular function: RNA binding. The transcript is spliced from 6 exons. The record is from RefSeq and is a predicted model, not a curated record.
GACAUCACUUCGGAAGAGAACGAGGGAGUGGGAGAGAACGAGAAGGAGAAAGAGAGAGAUGGAGGAAGAAGAGCACGAGGUGUACGGUGGUGAAAUCCCCGACGAAGGGGAAAUGGAAGGCGAUUUGGACCCUAACAGCGGCGAUGUCGACAUGUCCACCGCCGACGACGACGCCGUUAAGGAAUUGGAUGAGAUGAAGAAGCGAUUGAAAGAGAUGGAAGAAGAAGCAGCAGCUCUUCGCGAGAUGCAAGCUAAAGUUGAGAAGGAGAUGGGUGCUGUUCAAGAUCCAGCUAGUGCAGCUGCUUCUCAAGCAAACAAGGAGGAAGUUGAUUCACGAUCUAUAUUCGUUGGCAAUGUUGAUUAUGCUUGUACUCCCGAGGAGGUUCAGCAGCAUUUCCAAUCAUGUGGUACAGUUAAUCGGGUGACUAUAUUAACUGAUAAGUUUGGCCAGCCCAAGGGUUUCGCCUAUGUGGAAUUCCUUGAGCAAGAAGCUGUUCAAGAGGCUCUACUUCUUAAUGAAUCUGAACUCCAUGGACGACAGUUGAAGGUUAUGGCCAAAAGGACCAAUGUUCCUGGAAUGAAGCAGUAUCGCGGAAGGCGUUUCAAUCCCUACCUAGGUUACAGAUCUAGGAGGCCAUAUGUUCCUCCAUAUUUCUACUCACCUUAUGGAUAUGGGAAGGUUCCACGGUUCAGAAGGCCAAUGCGCUACAUGCCUUACUACUGAAAAGAUGGAUGACCAUCGGACCGGCAUUGAUACUUAGUGAAGCGAGACUACUUAUUAUAAUGUGAUUCUCUUCUGAAGGUGUAUUGAGGAUCCUAUCUGCCCACGAAAUUUGAUGUUAGUAUUAUGAAAACCUCUUAUCAGGCAUAAUGGACAUUGUAAUAUUAGCUAUUUGCUGCAAUGCAUGCAACAUCAGCUACUUAAUAGAAAUUCUGUUAAGACGGUCGAAACUCGAAUGUCGAGGAAAUAUUUCCUUGUUCAAGUCUUAUUUCUCCUUGUUGACUAUGGGCUGCUUUUAGCUGUUUAUAAUGAUAUAUACACUUGGUGGUGUGUUGCUCCUA